Molecule: messenger RNA, 3460 nt
Organism: Zingiber officinale
Lineage: Eukaryota; Viridiplantae; Streptophyta; Magnoliopsida; Zingiberales; Zingiberaceae
Product: phototropin-2-like
Exons: 24
Coding region: 362-3193 (943 amino acids)
Biological process (GO): protein phosphorylation
Cellular component (GO): cytoplasm; plasma membrane; nucleus
Molecular function (GO): protein serine/threonine kinase activity; ATP binding
Source: RefSeq, a predicted model, not a curated record
UACAGUUACGUAUCGCAAAACACUCCACCAAAACUUGGCUUGUCGAUUCCCCUCGCAGUCGAAGAAAGAGGACUUGGAGAAGUUGCAGCCUCAGAAAUCCAAGGAUCACGCGUGCUUUUAAAGGGAGGAAUUCCUCGACGCCAGAAAAAAGAUUAGGCUAAAAAUGAUCCAAAUGGACCACCGCGAACCGUCCGCGCGAGAUGAAUCAAGUGAGCAGAAGCAGCGACUGCUGCUGCUGCUGCUGCUGAUGCCGCAAUGAUCAAAAUCUCAUAUGAAAUCCUGAGGCCUGAAGUAAAAAACUCAUUUCUUGAAGUCAACCAGCCUUGCGCAACAAUUUAUAUAUUUUCACUACUUCAAGACAAUGAUACCAACCUCAGGGAAAUCAGAACAGGAAAGUCAAGAAGACAUAGCGAUAUCUGAUGCAGAAGCUAACCAGUUACUAGCUAGCCAUAGUACAGUUACCCCAGAGAAGAUUACUGACACAGAACUGUCAGAAAAGUGGAUGGCAUUUCCAACUGGGGGCUCUAAAAUGCAUCCCGUAUCCUCUGAAAUACUAGAGGAGACCAGUAAAGACGGAACCAUUCAAUUGCUGAACCAAAGGCUUGGAGAGUGGGGGAUUGCAGUUAACUCAGACAGGAACAAAAUAAGUGAGAGUUUAAUAAGAGCAUCAGGAGAGGGAAACAAAUUAUCUAUGGACAGAUUUUCAGGCUCUGCAAGGGCUUCCGACGACUCAAGUUAUCCGAGGGAUUCAGUUCCUAGAGUUUCUCAAGAACUAAAAGAUGCACUCUCUUCUCUGCAGCAGACAUUUGUUGUUUCAGAUGCAACCAAGCCUGAUUGUCCUAUAGUGUAUGCUAGUACUGGGUUUUUCACCAUGACCGGAUACUCAGCUAAGGAAAUUAUUGGCAAAAACUGUCGUUUCCUUCAAGGUCCAGAAACUGAUAGAUUGGAAAUUGCAAAGAUAAAAGAAGCUGUCAGGACAGGGAAAACUUAUUGUGGAAGGCUAUUAAACUACAAGAAGGAUGGCACAAAGUUUUGGAACCUUCUUACUGUAACACCUAUAAGGAAUGAGGAUGGAAAUAUCAUCAAGUACAUAGGAAUGCAGGUUGAGGUCAGCAAAUACACAGAAGGUCUAAAUGACAAGACAUUGCGUCCAAAUGCCUUGCCAAUGUCCUUAAUUCGUUAUGAUGCACGACAACAGGCGGAGGCCAUAUCUUCUAUAGAGGAGGUUGUCCAAACUCUGAAGCAUCCUCACAAUCACUCACAAUCUGUAGAUCACGAUACUUUUUCUAAGCUUGAUGAGGGCAAGCAAAUCCAUGUUGACUCUCCGUAUCAAGACUCGCGAGAGAAUAAGAAUCUCAAGGCACCAAGUGGAUUGGCCCCUCCAUUGGAUGCUAAACUAGACUUACCCAUGAUGAGCACAAGAAAAUCUGGUCGUUCUUCAUUAAUUGGAUUUAGGGCAAGAAAACAAAGUUCAAUUGAAAGGUACGAACCUAUUAUUGAGCCUGAGAUUCUGAUGACCAAAGAAGUCCAACGCACAGAAAGUUGGGACCGUGUGGAAAGAGAGAAAGACAUGCGACAAGGAAUUGAUUUAGCCACAACUUUGGAGCGCAUAGAAAAGAACUUUGUGAUAACGGAUCCGAGACUCCCAGAUAAUCCAAUUAUAUUUGCAUCGGAUAGCUUUCUUGAAUUGACGGAGUAUUCACGAGAAGAAAUUUUAGGAAAAAAUUGUCGGUUUCUUCAAGGACCUGAAACAGACCAAGGAACUGUUGCAAAGAUAAGAGAUGCCAUAAGAGACCAAAGGGAAGUGACAGUCCAAUUAAUUAAUUACACAAAGAGUGGAAAAAAAUUUUGGAACUUGUUCCACUUGCAACCGAUGCGUGAUCAAAAGGGAGAGCUUCAAUACUUUAUUGGUGUGCAACUAGAUGGAAGUGAUCAUGUUGAACCCCUUAGAAACCGUUUGUCAGAGAGGACCGAGAUAAAAAGUGCUAAAGUGGUGAAGGCUACAGCUGAGAAUGUUGAUGAAGCUGUUCGAGAACUUCCUGAUCCCAACUUGAGACCAGAGGAUUUAUGGGCAAUCCAUUCAAAACCUGUCUUUCCAAAGCCUCACAAAAAGGAAAAUUCUUCAUGGUUAGCUAUUGAAAAGGUCAUUGGAAAAGGUGAAACAAUUGGUUUGAAACAUUUCAAGCCUAUUAAACCAUUAGGAUGUGGAGAUACUGGGAGUGUACAUUUGGUGGAACUGCAAGGUACUGGUGAAUUAUUUGCUAUGAAGGCAAUGGACAAGUCCAUAAUGUUGAACCGUAACAAGGUUCACCGGGCAUGCAUAGAGAGGGAGAUUUAUUCAUUGUUGGACCAUCCUUUUCUUCCAACACUAUACACUUCUUUUCAGACCACAACACACGUCUGCCUAAUUACAGACUUUUGCCCUGGAGGAGAACUAUUUGCGUUGCUUGAUAAGCAACCUAUGAAGAUUUUCAAAGAAGAAGCGGCUAGGUUCUAUGCUGCUGAAGUUGUAGUUGGCCUUGAAUAUCUCCACUGCCAAGGUAUCAUUUACCGUGAUCUGAAGCCUGAAAACAUCUUACUUCAGAAGGAUGGGCAUGCGGUGUUGACAGAUUUUGAUUUAUCUUUCUUGACAAAUUGCAAACCACAAGUGAUAAAACAACCAUUACCUUCAAAGAGAAGAAAAUCUAGAGAUUUUGCUCCACCAACGUUUGUAGCAGAACCAAAUACUCAAUCCAAUUCAUUUGUUGGAACAGAAGAGUAUAUAGCUCCAGAGAUCAUCACAGGAGCAGGGCAUAGCAGUGCUAUUGAUUGGUGGGCCCUCGGAAUCUUGUUGUAUGAGAUGAUGUAUGGUCGUACACCUUUCAGAGGGAAAAACAGACAGAAGACUUUUGCAAAUAUUUUACGCAAGGACCUUACAUUUCCUAGUAGCAUACCGGUUAGCCUUGCAGCAAGGCAGCUAAUACAUGGAUUACUGAACAGAGAUCCUGUUAAUCGUUUGGGAUCAAAAACUGGUGCCAAUGAAAUCAAGCAACAUUCCUUCUUCCGUGAAAUCAAUUGGCCUCUUAUUCGUUGCAUGACACCGCCUGAGUUAGAAGUUCCACUUCAGGUGACUGGAAGGGAACCUGAUUCCAAGGUGAAGGAUGCACAAUGGGCUGAUGAACAAAUGCCUACUGAUUCUCUACAGAAUCUGUGAAGCAACAAACACAACUAGCUGACGAGAUUCAAGCCUACUCAAAGCUCUCAUAUCUCUCAAAUGAUUGCAUGGCGCUACUCCUGGAAGAUAUGGGUUUCGGACUUGAGGAUAAUUUUGAGGAAAAAAGGCAAACCAUCAUGUAUAGAAUAAGGAAGCCAUGGCUGUGCAAUGGUAAUCUCUGUAGAGUAAUAUUUGCAGUUAAUGUAAUUAAUUAAUGCUUCAGGAGAGAUUGAUUCCUAAAUUGUUGAAUGCAUGAGAUUUCAUAAA